This is a messenger RNA of Danio rerio (zebrafish), 1441 nucleotides long. NCBI's taxonomy places the organism in Eukaryota, Metazoa, Chordata, Actinopteri, Cypriniformes, Danionidae. The record is from RefSeq and is a predicted model, not a curated record.
GUUUGUCAACCGCCAUUGAAAUGUGUCAGAAGAAGACAACGAGGAACGGUUGUUUACUAUUUGUUUACUAUUUUGUUUCGUUGUUUAUGACAUGUUUCCUGUCUCUGUGUUGGGAUUUACUGAGUUUGACUGAAGCCGUUUUGAAAGAUCAUGUGAUUCUCACACAAAUCUGGAAAUACAUAAUGGUUCAUAUAGAAGAUCCAUACCUGAUGCUUAGCAGAAAGCCUCUUCCCACUACCACAACAAGCCCCACCCCCUGACAUGAGCCACGCCUACAUUGAUGAGAAUCUCCGAGAUUAGCAUCAGAAAUCUGACAAACUAUGAUGAAUAUGGCGUUUAUUAAACAGGAGAUUGAUGACCUGAGUGAUCCAGAACCAUCCAGAAUGAAUCAUGAAGAUGCUGAGAAGCAAACAGACUGGAUGGAAGUGAUAGAGCAAAGCCACAAACUGAACCAAGCAGAAGACGCGGAAGAAGGCAUCAAAGCGCACGCAACAGACGAGGAAAAGCUGCAGGUCUGCUCGCAGUGCGGAAAGAGUUUCAACCAAAGGAGCAACCUGAACAUACACAUGCGGAUACACACCGGGGAGAAGCCGCACUCCUGCCGUCACUGCGGGAAGAGCUUCACCUUCGCAUCCGGUCUGAGUUAUCAUCUGCUCAUUCACUCCGGGGAAAAGCCGUUUCACUGCGAGCAGUGUCCCAGAAAGUUCAUUUCAGCCUCGCAUCUCAAAAAACACAUGCUCGUCCAUACUAAUGAGAAGCCGUACGCAUGCUCUGUGUGCGGAAAGAGUUUUUCCUGCUUGUGUUAUUACAAACAGCAUCAGAAAACCCAUGAUGAAGUGAGAGACCACGUGUGCUGUGAUUGUGGGAAGAGCUUCAAAACGGCUCUCCAGCUGAAAAGGCACCAGAUUGUUCACACUGGCGAAAGACCCUACAAGUGCUCGUACUGUGAGAAGAGAUUCAAUCAGUCUGGACACCUUAAAGUGCACGAGCGAAUUCACACUGGGGAGAGGCCGUAUCACUGCACUCAGUGUGGAAAGACUUUUAAAUGCACCAACACGUUCAGUAAUCACCUGCGGGUUCACUCUGAGGAAAGGGCGUAUCAAUGCGAUCAGUGCGGGAAAGACUUUACCACAUCGUCAAAUCUGAAACAGCAUCUGAAGGUUCAUUUAGACGAGAAGCCGCACUUGUGCUCCGUCUGUGGGAAGGGAUUUUCAAGGCUGGCCAAUUGUAGAAAGCACCAGAAAAUACAUAAUGAUGUGAGAGUUCGAGUGUGUUGAGAUUUUUUUAGGGCUUUAACCAGUUAAACUCAGUUAAACUUUGCCUACCCAAAUUUAAAAGCUUCCCAAAUCCACAUGCAGAGGUGUCAAUGCAAAAAUUUGGUAUCAUUUUAAAGAAAACCCUUUGCAUUUUCAUAAAACACUAUUGAAAGUGUUUAAAAUAA